UCUAUACUUCAUAAAAUAUUCAUUUCGAUUCUCGUAAACUUAAUUAUAAUACUAGAUUUUAAUAGACGGAUAAACUAUUAAGUUCAUUAACUACAUCAAUAAAAUAAUAUUUAUUGAUGAAUGAUAAUAAAGAAAUGUUAUGGUGAUUACAUCAACUUGGGUUUUAACAUUAGUUGCUAUCUUACAAUUAUUUAUAAACUAUGUAUAAUUUUACAAAAAUAUAAAACUAAAAUUAAAAAUUGUAUUAAAAUUAUAUGUAACGAACUUAAACAUUUGUAUAAUGACAUCUGCUGUGAAGUAAUAAUUUUUAAAGUAGAUGAUGAUAAUAACAAUGAAAUAAAAUCUGUGCAUGAGGCAUAUCAAAAAGAAUUCUAUCGCCUCAAUAAAGAGCACUGCCAGUAUAUAGAUAAAUUAGAAAAUUAUUACAAAAAAGAAAUUACCCAUGCACAAAUCAGCUCAUCUAAAGAAUUGGUAAAAACGAUUCAAUCUUUAUUGGAUGCUAACGAAAAAUAUAAAUCUAAAAUGAAUGCCUUAAAUAAUAAGAUAGAUGAUGUUAUUGAUACAUAUAAUAGAAUAAUAAGUGAUUUUGAAAAGAAACAAAGAGGUUUUGUUUCUCAAAUAUUAGAUCUCAAAGAGGAAAAUUCCCAAGAAAUAAAAUGUAAGUUUAUGCUGCUUUCUGAAAAUGUUAUGUUGAAAAAAGAAAUUAAAUUUUUGAAACUUAACUUAAAAAAACAAGGUAUUACUGAAACUUAUCCAAUAUCAAAUUUAAAAUCAAUAUGUUUAAAUUUCCUUUUAAUAGGAAUUCUUCUUUGGUGGUUAUAUUUUAAAAUUAAUGAAAAAAUGCAACAAUUUUCAUAAAAUCUAAAAGUAAUGAUGUAGUUUAUUUUUAAAGAU
Daktulosphaira vitifoliae (grape phylloxera) is the source of this 894-nucleotide messenger RNA. RefSeq lists its product as uncharacterized. The coding region runs from base 121 to 858 and encodes 245 amino acids. The record is from RefSeq and is a predicted model, not a curated record. The transcript has 3 exons. Lineage: Eukaryota; Metazoa; Arthropoda; Insecta; Hemiptera; Phylloxeridae.